AACCCAAAGCAAAGCCCACCAUUCUCGAAGAAGCAGAGAGUUUCAAAAAUUCCUCUGCAGAUUGUCACUUGCUUCCCUAGAAAGCAAAUCGGAGGAAGCAGCGAACAUCAUUCAGAUGGGAGAUUCAACAUUUCUCGAUAGAAUGCUUCUCCAGCUUCGCUCAACUUGCAAGUAUUAUAGUGGUUACCCUAAGGAUCUCGGGCCUUCGCGGGUUCUCCAUUUUACAUCAGAAAGAGAGUUUGUCCAACUCCUUCACCAGGGCUAUCCCGUGGUUGUUGCAUUCACCAUAAGAAGUAACUACACACAACAUCUUGACCGGAUGCUUGAGGAAGCUGCUGCUGAGUUCUAUCCCAACAUUAAAUUUAUGCGUGUUGAGUGCCCCAAGUAUCCUGGAUUCUGCAUAACUCGCCAGAAAAGUGAAUAUCCUUUCAUUGAAAUAUUCCAUAGCCCACAACAAGCGGGUAAUGAAGGAAAGGUACAGGAUCCAAAUAUCACUCGGUAUUCUGUGAAAGUUGUACCUUACAAUUAUGAUAUGAGUCCCUAUGGAUUCAGAGAAUUCUUCAAGCGCCAGGGGGUUCGUACUUCGGAUCCCAAAUGAAGUGACUUGAAGGUUGGUUCAAAUUCACAAGCUUUUACGAGUGUAUCAGUGGCUUCUAUGAGCUACCAACGACUGUUUCAAGAACUAUUGUAAUAAAUUCUUAUGAUAUCUGUCUGAGAAUGUACUAAGUUCUGCGAUUUGCAAUUUUACAUGAAUCAAUAAGUAAUAAUCAGAGCUGUGUAAAAACUAGAAUGCUAAAGGAAAAAAGAAACGCAUUUGAUAUGA
This is a messenger RNA of Arabidopsis lyrata subsp. lyrata, 823 nucleotides long. RefSeq lists its product as uncharacterized. The transcript has 7 exons. NCBI's taxonomy places the organism in Eukaryota, Viridiplantae, Streptophyta, Magnoliopsida, Brassicales, Brassicaceae. The coding region runs from base 116 to 598 and encodes 160 amino acids. The record is from RefSeq and is a predicted model, not a curated record.